Messenger RNA from Capsicum annuum, 2142 nucleotides. Its product is annotated as protein trichome birefringence-like 31. Gene Ontology annotation, cellular component: Golgi apparatus. Bases 616 to 1863 code for a protein of 415 amino acids. The transcript has 5 exons. The record is from RefSeq and is a predicted model, not a curated record. Lineage: Eukaryota; Viridiplantae; Streptophyta; Magnoliopsida; Solanales; Solanaceae. Gene Ontology annotation, molecular function: O-acetyltransferase activity.
GUUAGUGUAUCAUACUAUUUUGUGCGUGCCCUAUUUCUGUUAUUCAUCUUGUUUCAUGUUUCAUGUUUCAUGUUUCAUGUUUUCUGUCUGUGUCUUGAGUCGGUGUCUAUCAGAAACAGUCUCUCUACUUUUUUUUAAGGUAAUAGUAUGAACUACGUACAUUUUAUCCUCCCUAAACCUCAUUUGGUGGGAAUUCACGGGUAUGUUGUUGUAAGGAUUUACAUAACAUAACGAAACCCGUAUCUACAAUCCAGUUUCUACGUACCAUCCACCCCCCCUUCAUCCUUCCCACCAUUAGAUGUAGCACUAAACUUUCCACAAAAGAUACCUCUCUAAAAAAAUUUCUCUGUUUAUGCUGUAAAAUACAUAUCUAAAUAAAAGAGUCACCAAAGUUUUGCAUUUGGCUUUCUUCGCCACUUAAUAAGCAAAUUUUAACUGGCAUGACAUGAACACCCUACAAAAAUGUUUUUUUAAGGCUCUUGAUGUACCUAACUCGCUAAAUCACCAACCAGUAGUUGCAUAGUACACUUCCAAACUAUGCUUAAAUUACAAGACAUUUAUUCUCCUAUUUUACACUAUGCUUAAUCUUGGUUCUACUCCAACUAGCCCACCAAUAUGACAAGCCAUCCCUCACAGAAUCGUAGGAUCCUUUUCAUUUUUCCUCUUGCAUUACUCUCUCUUUUUCUUUUAGGAACUUUUAGAUUUCUACUUGAUAACUUGAAAAACAAUCAAUUCCAAUUUCUAUGGCAAACAAGUUUUUCUAGACAUAGUAAAUUUCUUAGAGUGCCAAUAAAUGUUUCUGAAAAUGAGAUCAUUGAGGAAAGUUGCAAUGUAUUUGAAGGAAACUGGGUUUGGGACAAUGUGACAUAUCCACUUUAUAGAGAAGAGACUUGUCCUUAUUUGGUUAAACAAGUUACUUGUCUAAGAAAUGGAAGGCCUGAUUCUUUAUUUCAGAAUUGGAGAUGGCAGCCUCAUGGUUGCAAUUUGCCCAGGUUCAAUGCUUUGAAGAUGCUGGAGAUGUUGAGAGACAAAAGGCUCAUGUUUAUUGGAGACUCUAUACAGAGAGGCAUGUUUGAGUCGAUGGUCUGUCUAGUUCAAUCAGUGAUUGCAGAUGGUUACCAUUCCAUUAAAAGAGUUCCUCCCAGAAAGAUUUUCAGAAUUGAGGAAUUUAACGCAUCGAUUGAGUAUUACUGGGCUCCUUUCAUGGUUGAAUCCAUAUCAGAUCAUGCAACUAAUCAUACUGUAAUGAAGCGACUAGUUAAGCUUGACUCUGUAGAAAAGCAUAGCAAGCUUUGGGAAGGAGUUGAUAUCUUGGUUUUUGAAAGCUAUGUGUGGUGGAUGCAUAAACCUUUCAUAAAUGCAACUUAUGGAUCUCCUGAAAAUGUUAGAGAAUAUAACGUAACAACAGCAUAUAGAUUGGCGUUGGAAACAUGGGCAAAUUGGAUAGAGUCGAGCGUUAAUCCUCAAAAGCAAAAGGUCUUCUUUGCGACCAUGUCCCCGACACAUUUAUGGAACUGGGAAUGGAAAGGUGGAAUUGAUGGAAACUGUUUUAAUGAAACACAACCAAUCCUAGAACUCUACUGGGGAACUGGUUCAAACCUUGAAAUCAUGUCAAUAUUGAAAGAUGUUAUUGGAAAACUGCAAGUUGAUGUGCGCUUGCUGAAUAUUACGCAGUUGUCUGAGUACAGAAAAGAUGGUCACACUUCAGUUUUUGGUGAACGGCGGGGAAAACUUUUGACUAGAGAACAAAGAUCGGAGCCAAAGACUUAUGCUGAUUGCAUACACUGGUGCUUACCAGGAGUACCUGAUACAUGGAAUGAGUUGUUAUAUGCUAUUUUUUUGCAAGAUUACCGCAACCAUUGAUACAAAUUUUCGUUUAGUUGUUCCAUUUUGGAACUGUUGUUUAGAAAUGAUUCUCUUUUUAUUUUUCUUACCAUUUCUGAAUCUUUAGACCAUAACAUUAGAGUUGAAACUGACAUAGUAUGAAAGGAUAAGUUUUUGAGGGGUGAAGUGAGUCGAAACAUGAACCAUAAAGGUGUUUUUGAGCUCAAAAUCAAACGGAGGAAUAUUUGAUUCAUUUUCAAAAUUGGGGUAUUCCUGACCCUUUUCCCAUUAAUUACUGCACUUGGUUUUGGUUUUUUA